GUGUGUGUGAGCAGGAUUAGGCAUUAGAUAACAGGAUUGGAAUGUUCCACACACUACAGGGAAUCUUUAAAUAGCCUUUGAGCGUGUCACUGUCUUGGUUAUCUUGUUGUGGUUUGAUAUUUUCAACCAUUUUUUCUGUGGUCCACCACACUGGCUGUGAUCCUGAUCUGAAAAAAAGAUUAGUUUUCACCUACCAGACAUGGCUGAUGUGCUGAGGAGUCUUAACCUGCUGGAAACACUAAAGGAGUCCAUUGAAAAGAACAACAUUACGGAUAUAAGAGAUGCAAUGGAGGACAUGCUGAUCAGCCGAAUCAACAUUGCGAUCAUUGGAGACAGAAAUGCUGAAAAAGCCACUUUUAUAAAUUCACUUCGAGGACUGAGCCAAGAAGAUGAAUCCGCAGCCCGUACUCCAUCAUCCGCUGCCCCAGAGGAUCUAGCCGUAUUCCCGAAUCCAAAGCACCCUGACUUUCGCCUUUGGGAUCUGCCAUCCAUCUCUAGCAACGCUUCUUUUGAGGCAGAGGACUAUGUCGAACGUUUCAAAGUUAUGAGAUACAACUCCAUCAUUAUCACAUUCACAGAGAAACCAAGUGUUAACAGUGUGGCGGUGUGGAGGGAAGUGAGGUCGCUGCAGAAAGAGACAGUUUACUUCAUCUUACUAUCAUCUAUGAAGGACACUGAGAAAACACUGGAGGUGAAGAAGAAGGCAAGCUUAGAAGUCCUCAAGACAGAAGGAGUUCCUCUGCCCAAGGUGUUUCUGGUACAACCUUCAGCUUUGGAGAAGCUGGACUUUCUGAAGUUUUUAGAGGUCAUGCGAGGUGACCUUCCAGAGAUCAGAUCGCAUGCUCUUCUUCUAGCACUUCCUACAAUCUCCAACUCCUUGGUCACUCAGAAGAAAGAUGCCUUUAAGGCACUGGUGUGGGCCGCUGCCUCAUUAUCCGGAGGCGUUUCUGCCAUUCCUGUACCUUUGGUGGCUUCCAUGGUGGACGCUACGGUGGCCAUACGGAUUCUGAACAAGGCUCAGAUCUCACUUUGCCUGGACGAUGACUCUCUGCAGCGGCUGGCGAGGCAGCGGGGUCUCGACCCAGCCAGGCUGAAGGCCCUGCGCACCUGUGCUCUCUCUGUGGAGGUCAGCAAGAGCGAAGUUAAAAGACGACUCGCAGAAGCCGAGAAAGACACCAGCACUGCAACCACCAGACUUGUGGAUCUAGCCAUGCCGAGACACGCCAGAUCCGUCAGCCGAUCUUUCACCGUUAUGCUGCAGGCACUCAACACUGCUAUUGACGAUAUGGGUUCUGAUGCUGAGAAGGUGGUUGCUAUGGUAACAGGAGAGGGACAGUAGACUGAGCAGUAUCAAUACACAAACACACAUCAUACUCAACGUGGACUGAUACCUAAAUGGACUAUAGCCCUAGCAUUUAAACUAUACGUAAUAUAUUCAUUAAAAAAAGAAUAACACACUUCAUUUUCAUUAUUUAGUUGAUUAAUAUGCCAUAUAAUAUUAGUUUUCAGUGCAGUUCAUUUUAAUAGUUAACUAUCAUAAAUGCCCAUCAGGGAUGCAAAUUCAUGACCCCCCCCCCCCCCCCCCUUUUAUAUCAGUUUCAAAUGCAGAUUUUUUUUAUUCCACAUUCACGUUAUUAUUUUUUAUUAUUGUUAUUGCUAUUAUUUUUAUCAUAAACUUGAAUAAACCAAUACAAAAACAUUUCUGUAGUCAUAAUACUACUAAUAAAAAAAUAAUAAAAGUCCCCCAUCAGAUAUACACAAAUGACAUAUUUUGGUUUCAAAAUGUCUAUUCUUGUCACAAGGUCACACAUUUGCAUCUCUGUAUAUGUGUAACAAGUCUGUAUAGAGUUUAUUUAACAUUAGAAUGUUGUUUAGACUUAAAGGGCAAUGGUACACUUCUGCUAUUUAAAAAUAUAUAUUUAAAAAAAUUGCAAUUAGUUCCGUUUCCUUUUCUUGUUAUGUUUCAAUGUCUUACAUGGUCAUAACCACGUUACUGGACUUCAUUUAGCCUUUCAUUACCUUUUUACACUGCACAGCUUUUUACAAAGCAUGCAUAAAUUAAAUUCCAUGUGCAACAUCAAAUCCUCUUACAUCUGAAUAACAGUGAGCAUACAGGAAACACGAAUACACAGGGAUUACUUAAAGGGAUACUCCACCCUAAAAUGAACAUUUUAUCAUUAAUCACUUACCCCCAUGUCGUUCUAAACCUGUACAAGCUUCAUUUGUCAAGAGCUUACACUCUUCUGUGUUAGCCACGCCACAAGGAUACGUUUUCUACAUGUAUUUAUGUUUUUAUUUGAAUCCAUUUAGAACUCGUUCUUCUCCCUUUUCCUAUCACAUAUCAGAUCAUAAAAGUGUUUAUUUUCAAUGAAAAUGAUUGAAAUAUUAAAAUGUUUUAAAUGAAGUGUCUCAUGGGAAGCAUAAUUACUAAAGUUAUGAAACAGAUGUAGGCAGGGCUUUAUUGUCCCAAUAAGGCAGCAUCAAUUUAAUAAUUUGAAUAAAUAUGUUAUGUCCCAGGC
Molecule: messenger RNA, 2519 nt
Organism: Carassius gibelio (silver crucian carp)
Lineage: Eukaryota; Metazoa; Chordata; Actinopteri; Cypriniformes; Cyprinidae
Gene: irgq2
Product: immunity-related GTPase family, q2
Exons: 2
Coding region: 200-1339 (379 amino acids)
Cellular component (GO): membrane
Molecular function (GO): GTP binding
Source: RefSeq, a predicted model, not a curated record